AUGGCAAAGAAAUAUGAGGGACCUGCUAUUGGAAUUGAUCUUGGUACAACGUAUUCAUGUGUUGCUGUGUGGCAGGAGCAAAACAAUCGAGCAGAGAUUAUCCAUAAUGAACAAGGAAACAGAAUCACACCUUCUUUUGUUGCUUUCUCUGGUGAUCAAAGGUUGAUCGGUGAUGCUGCUAAAAAUCAAGCAGCUUCAAACCCAACCAACACUAUAUUUGAUGCAAAGAGGUUGAUUGGAAGGAAAUUUAGCGAUACAGUUAUUAGAAAUGAUCUUCAGUUAUGGCCCUUUAAGGUUGUUGCUGGCAAUGAUGACAACCCGGUUAUUGUUGUUAAUUAUAAAAAUGAGGAAAAGCGCUUUGUUGCUGAGGAAAUUUCAUCAAUGAUCCUCACUAAAAUGAAGGAGAUAGCAGAUAAAUUUUUGGAGUCAAAGGUUAAAGAUGCUGUGAUUACUGUACCGGCUUAUUUCAAUGAUUCUCAACGAAAAGCCACAAAAGAUGCUGGUGUCAUUGCUGGCCUCAAUGUAAUUCGGAUAAUCAAUGAACCUACUGCUGCUGCUCUUGCUUAUGGCCUUCAAAAGAGAGCUAAUUGUGUUGAAGAGAGGAACAUUUUCAUCUUUGAUCUUGGUGGUGGAACAUUCGAUGUGUCUCUUCUUACGAUCAAGAAUAAUGAAUUUGAUGUCAAGGCUACUGCGGGCGACACUCACCUUGGAGGAGAGGACUUUGAUCACAGAAUGGUAAACCACUUUGUGAAGGAGUUCAAGAGGAAGCAUAAUAAGGACAUAAGUGGAAACUCGAGGGCUCUUAGAAGGUUGAGAACCGCUUGCGAGAGGGCAAAGAGGACACUUUCAUUUGAUGCUGAGGCCACAAUAGACAUAGAUGCUUUAUCUGAAGGUAUUGACUUUAGUUCAUCAAUCACUCGUGCUAAGUUUGAGCAACUCAACAUGGAUCUCUUUCAUAAGUGUAUGGACACCGUUGAAAGAUGUCUCACUGAUGCUAGAAUGAAGAAGAAAAAUGUAGAUGAUGUUGUACUUGUCGGCGGUAGUUCCAGGAUUCCCAAAGUGAUUCAGCUAUUACAAGACCUUUUCAAUGGAAAAGAUUUAUGCAUGAGUAUCAACCCUGAUGAGGCUGUUGCUUACGGUGCUGCUGUUCAGGCUGCAUUGUUAAGUGGAGGUAUCAAGUCUGUUCCGAACUUAGUGCUGCGAGACAUUAUACCGUUGUCACUUGGUAUAUCUACAAAAGGAGAUGUCAUGAGUGUAUUGAUUCCGAGAAAUUCCACGAUUCCUGUAAAGAAGAAACAAGUAUAUCACACCUGUGAAGAUGACCAGCGCGAUGUCUCAAUAGAUGUCUACGAAGGCGAGAGAAUGGUUGCGAGUGAGAACAAUUUGCUUGGUUUGUUUGAACUCAAAAUUCCUCUUGCUCCUCGCGGCCUUCCUGUAAAUGUUUGCUUUGCUAUUGACGCCGAUGGUAUAUUGAAUGUCUCAGCUGAGGAAGAAACCAGUGGUAAUAAGAAAGAUAUUACGAUAACGAAAGAAAAUGGAAGACUCUCAACGGAAGAAAUAGAGAGAAUGAUAGAGGAAGCUGAGAAGUUCAAGGCUGAAGACAUGAAGUUUAUGAAGAAAGUUAAAGCGAUGAAUGUUUUAGAGGAUUAUCUUUAUAACAUGAGGAAAGUAAUGAAGGAUGGUAGUGUUACUUCCAUGCUUAGCUUAACUGAUAAAAUGAAGAUCAAUGCUGCAGUGACAAAGGGGAGGAAUUUGAUUGAUGAUAAGCAGGACAAUGAAACAUUUGUGUUUGUAGACUUUUUAAGGGAGCUUGAGAUAAUAUUUGAAUCUGCUUUGAAUAAGGUCAACAAAGGUUACUCUGAUGAGGAAAGUGACUCUGAUUGA
This is a messenger RNA of Vicia villosa (hairy vetch), 1884 nucleotides long. Its product is annotated as heat shock cognate 70 kDa protein-like. The coding region runs from base 1 to 1884 and encodes 627 amino acids. Gene Ontology annotation, biological process: cellular response to unfolded protein; protein refolding. Gene Ontology annotation, molecular function: ATP-dependent protein folding chaperone; heat shock protein binding; ATP hydrolysis activity. The record is from RefSeq and is a predicted model, not a curated record. Lineage: Eukaryota; Viridiplantae; Streptophyta; Magnoliopsida; Fabales; Fabaceae. Gene Ontology annotation, cellular component: cytoplasm. The transcript has 2 exons.